This is a messenger RNA of Parus major (Great Tit), 2204 nucleotides long. RefSeq names its product interferon alpha and beta receptor subunit 1 (gene IFNAR1). The record is from RefSeq and is a predicted model, not a curated record. NCBI's taxonomy places the organism in Eukaryota, Metazoa, Chordata, Aves, Passeriformes, Paridae. The transcript has 7 exons. Gene Ontology annotation, molecular function: protein binding. Bases 696 to 2111 code for a protein of 471 amino acids.
AUUAGGGAUUGUGGAAAAACCACCUGUGGUUUGCACUGCAGGACAGGAUGGGUUUCCCAACAGGAACAUAACACCAGGCAUCUGCAGGUCAUGGAAUGCUGCAAUUCUCUCUUUUCUGGAAAGGGAAAACUAUUCCAAGUGGUGCUGGUUUCCUGACUGAAUUUCCUGUCACUCUGUAUUUUCCCAGAUUAUUUAUUGGAAAAAUCCUUUUUUUACAGUAGAUUUUUAUAGAAUCCCAAACCAGUCUGGAUUGGGAGAGACCUUAAAGCCCAUCCCAUUCCACCCCCUGCCAUGGGCAGGGACACCUUCCAUAGUCCAGGUUGCUCCAAGAACCCUUUUUUGGGAAGUUUGUGGCUUUUCAGCAAUUCCAGUGUGGUGCUGAAGGCCUCCUCUGAUGUUGGAUUUAUUGGACUGAGCUAAGUCUCUUGCCUUGCAGGUUUUAGAAUAAUUUAUACUGAUUUAUUUGAGAACAUUUGCUGGUAAUAUUUCAUUUUAACUGCUUUUAGAGCCAGGUGAUGGUAGUUGGUUGUUAGGUUAAAUUUCUUUUAGAAACUAAAUUUCUUUUAGAAACUGCCUGAGUCAUGAAAACAUUCUGUAAGUGAUCAUUCAAAAGAAUUAAAAAUAAGUUACCAUAGGCAGGUAUUUUAGGUGUGUUAUUGUAAACUGCUUUUGGGGGGUAUUUUCUCAAAGCAGACAUGUUUAACUUCUUUUUGCUUUCUGUAUUUGCAGCUCAGAUUGGCCCACCAGGACUGGAAUUGCAGUCCACAAAUGGAGUCAUAAAAGUUAAGGUUUCUCCUCCAGAAGAAAAUCAGAGGAAAAAGAUGUGGAUCAAUGAUCUGAGUUUUAAAUAUAACCUGGUCUUCUGGGAAAACUCAUCACAUGCUCAGCUGCAGAGUAAAACCAUUUUCCCUGUUGACACCAUCGAUGAUCUUGCCCCAGACAGCAGCUAUUGCUUCAAGGUUCAAGCAAAUCUCCCCAGGGAGGGGAAGCAAGGCUUGUUCAGCCCCAUCAGCUGUGUGAAAACCACCCAGAAAGUGAACGACUCCCUGUGUGCAACCAACCUGAGCAUCGUGGCUUUGAACAUGAAUUUCCACCUUCUCUGGAGUACCCAGGACAGGCAGGAGGUGAACUACAACGUGCAGUACCUCCAUGGGUUCCUGAAGGGGCUCAAUGAUGAUCACUCAGACAAGUGGCUCAGUGUCCCCAGGUGUGAAAACAUCACCAGAACCUGGUGCAACUUCUCCUCCAUCAUCACCAACAUGGGAUUUUAUUACCUGCGAGUGGAGGCCAGGAGGGACAGCAAAUCCUGUUUGUCCAGGGAACUCAAACUGGAUCCUCUGCAAAUGAAUGGAAUUGGCCCUCCUGGUUUAAGGCUGGACCUCAGUGACGCCUCACUCCACAUCCUUAUUUCUCCUCCAGGAGGAGCUGAGGAUGAAGCCAUGAGGGACUUUUAUGAUUUGUCCUACAGGAUCCUGUACUGGAAAAAAUCCUCAGAGGGAGAUGUGAAGCAGAAGGAGGUGAAGCAAACCAUAGCCACAGUCCCUGAUGUGUCCCCCUCCACCCUGUACUGUGUCAAAGUCCAGGCUUUCUCUGUGCCCUACAACAAGAGCAGUGCCUACAGCCAGCAGGAAUGCAUCCACACCCCUGCAGGUUCACAUUUACCUCUGAUCAUUUUUGGGAUUUUCAUGGGUGCCCUGCUGGUUGUCCUGCUGGUGGCCAGUCCUCUUGUUUUUGUGCUCUACAAAGCCUACAACAAAAUCAAAUACGUGUUCUUCCCCUCCUGCCAGCCCCCCCUGAACAUCGAGGUGAGCUCUGACUUCUCAGCCAUUAAACAGCUUCUGUGUAGGAAAAUGAACUUUAAAUAUCAUGGGAAAAAAAAGAUGUUUAUGUUUUAUGGGUCAGCCAGGGUUCCUUUUAGAGGUUUUAUCAGUGGUCUCCAGACCUUUGUCCCAUCUCCAGCUUGGCACAGCUGGUGCUUGGCAGGGAUCCUGUUUUGGAAUGAAAAGGGCAACAUUCAUGUCCUGAAACAUCUAUACCCAGAUUUUCUUUUCAUUCUUGUGUGGCCUCCUCAGGCUCUGAUGGAUGAAAUGUUGCAAUUUUUUGGUGAUUGACAACUGAGAGCAAGAAAAGGGCUGAGAUAAAACGUUUUUAGUGUUGGAUUCUGUGAAUGGAGGUGGGAGCUGGGAUCUGCCCCAGGGAACAGG